This is a messenger RNA of Brassica napus (rape), 812 nucleotides long. Its product is annotated as late embryogenesis abundant protein 47-like. Bases 120 to 695 code for a protein of 191 amino acids. The transcript is spliced from 3 exons. The record is from RefSeq and is a predicted model, not a curated record. NCBI's taxonomy places the organism in Eukaryota, Viridiplantae, Streptophyta, Magnoliopsida, Brassicales, Brassicaceae.
GAUCACAGAAUUGAAUAGUUCGUGUAAAACUAUAUAAAGUUUUAAACAUUACAUAUUCGUGUUGCGUGGUAUACAAGGAACAGAGAGAAUUUAGGUUUGACCUCAUAGAGGAAGAAGAAAUGAACGUAGAACAGCUUGAGAAACCUAUCACUUACGACGUAAAACAUGAGGCGGAGAAGAUUCCGGCGACGGAGAAAAGCAGUGAAGCGGCGGAGGACAAAGAGAAGGGUGUUGUCGCCGAUGCCUCCGGUGGACAGGCGGAGGGAGAAGUAAACGAGAAAAAGAUUGUAGCAAAUCCUCCGGCUUCGGAAGGAACCAUAACGAUAGGAGAGGCUCUAGAGGCGGCGGUUCUCACAGCAGGGAAUAAACCGGUAGAGUGGAGUGAUGCAGCCGCGAUACAAGCGGCUGAGGUUAGAGCCACGGGAAGGACCAACAUCAUGCCCGGUGGUGUUGCCGCUUCGGCUCAAUCUGCUGCCACUCUCAAUGCUAGAGCUAACUCGGAGGACGACAAGACUACGCUCGCCGUUGUUCUCACUGGAGCAAGAAGCAAGUUACCAUCAGACAAACCCGCCACGAGGAAAGACGCAGAGGGGGUGACAGGUGCAGAGAUGAGGAACGAUCCUCACCUCACUACUUACCCAACCGGCGUGGCCGCCUCUGUAGCUGCAGCUGCUCGGAUUAAUCAAGCCAAGUGAUACCCAUUCUUUUCUUUCUUGAGACUCACGUGACUAAUGGUAUCGAGUUGUCAAGUAUGUAAACUAGCUUAUUUGUAUAUAUGUUGAUGUGUAUAAUAAUAUAAGAUUUUGAAACUU